GAUCUCUAGCUCCACUGGAGAAAGAAGAUGAGAUAUACUCCAAGAUCACAAGGAAAAAAACUCCUCGUCCCUUCUUUCUUCUUCAUAUUAGCUAUCUGUGUACUAGCUUUCAUCAACGAAAUCAGAUUCGACAGUUUACUGAGUUUCGGACGAUGUGCUUUGUCUAAUGUUCCGAUGAAUAACGGUGAGCCUCCAUUGUUGUCUUCCUCUUCUUCUUCAAGUGAUGAUGAGAUUAGGAUUCUUAUUGGCAUUCUAACACUUCCCGAUCAGUACCCACGUCGACAUUUUCUCCGGAUGAUCUACGGCACACAAGCUGUUCCUGAAGGCGUUAAGAUCGACGUGAAGUUCGUGUUCUGUAAUUUGACUAAAGAAGACCAGAAAGUGCUUGUCGCUUUGGAGAUCAUGCGUUAUGAUGACAUCAUCAUAUUAAAUUGCAACGAGAAUAUGAACAAAGGCAAGACCUACACAUACUUCUCAAGCUUACCAGACCUAUUCAACGAAACCAAUUCACCAAACCCACCAUAUCAGUACAUAAUGAAAGCCGACGACGACACUUACAUAAGACUAGAAAGCCUCGUAGCAUCUUUAAGACCAUUACCCCGAGAAGAUCUCUACUACGGCUACGUCAUUCCAUGUCAAAGCAUGGACCCGUUCGUGCAUUAUAUGUCAGGAAUGGGUUACUUAGUCUCGUGGGAUAUCGCAGUCUGGCUCAAAGACUCGGAUAUUCCCAAGAAACAUCUUGAAGGUCCUGAAGACAAAGUGUUUGGCGAUUGGAUGAAAGAAGGAAGACGAGGAAAGAACCGGUUCAAUGCUAAAUGGUCGAUAUAUAAUUUCCCCGAGCCACCGACUAAAUGCACACAUGAGCUUUGGCCUGAUACUAUUGCGGUUCAUUUGUUGAAGAACCAAGAAAAGUGGAUACGGACAUUGAACUACUUCAAUGUUACUAGCAACCUUAAGCCUUCUAAAUUAUACCACAUACCGUAG
Raphanus sativus (radish) is the source of this 984-nucleotide messenger RNA. Its product is annotated as hydroxyproline O-galactosyltransferase GALT3-like. Gene Ontology annotation, molecular function: hexosyltransferase activity. The transcript is spliced from 2 exons. Gene Ontology annotation, cellular component: Golgi membrane. The record is from RefSeq and is a predicted model, not a curated record. Bases 28 to 984 code for a protein of 318 amino acids. Lineage: Eukaryota; Viridiplantae; Streptophyta; Magnoliopsida; Brassicales; Brassicaceae.